Molecule: messenger RNA, 3730 nt
Organism: Aplysia californica (California sea hare)
Lineage: Eukaryota; Metazoa; Mollusca; Gastropoda; Aplysiida; Aplysiidae
Product: RING finger protein 207
Exons: 16
Coding region: 360-2894 (844 amino acids)
Cellular component (GO): perinuclear region of cytoplasm
Molecular function (GO): zinc ion binding; cytoskeletal regulatory protein binding; transmembrane transporter binding
Source: RefSeq, a predicted model, not a curated record
CUGGCCCCUCAACCAGAGACCGUAAAUAAUACGUACAUUUUAUUUUCGGUCUUUGCUCGAACUUUGACACCAGUGACGUCAUAGCUAAGACCUCUUGUUCUAUAUUUUUAUAACCUCUUUGUUAUUUUGUCAAUGUAACUCUUUUGCUGCAGAAAUAAAUCAAGUACUCGUCUCCAUGUAUGGUUACUUCCGUUCUUGUUCCGGCCCUUCCUCUCGUCUCGAAACUUGGCUGCCAAGGAGGAGUUGAAGAUGUGAAAUGUAGCACAGGCCCUAAUGUAUUUUUCAUCAAAAGUUUCCACUGACAUGUAGAAAUCAAGACAUAGAGAUCUGGUCUGCUCCCUGCAAUUUCUUGAGCAAGAAUGUCAGGGGAAAUAUUUCAGCCAAUGGAAAGUGUUGAAGAAUCAAGCAUUGCUGGAACAAGGAAUCCUCUACUUUGUUACCUGUGCAAUGACCCAUAUGAGGACCCGCGUAUCUUGGGAUGUUUCCACAGUUUUUGUGCGCUCUGUUUGCGAGGCCGAGCCUCGGAUGGGAAGAUGACCUGUCCACUCUGUGGGUUUGCCCACACGUUGAAGGAAGGUGCAGUCCUCCCUCCCAGUGACCUUCUGCUCAAGUUCAUGGUGGAGUCCACCACAGAGGAGAAGGCUCAGUGUGCCAACUGUGACUCGACCUCUUUACAGAUGUUCUUCUGCAACACGUGCACACAGCCACUGUGUGGUCCGUGUCGAGAAGAAACGCACCGUGCCAAGAUGUUCUCCAGCCACGAUAUGGUGCUUCUCACAAAGCGAGCCAGGGAGGUACACAAGAAAUGUGCGUUACAUGGGGAACCGUACAUCAUGUUUUCCUCGGAGAAGAAGAUCAUGCUGUGCAUCAACUGUUUUCGUGAUAUGAGAAUAGAGAGCCGAGGUCACUGCUUAGACUUGGAGACUGCGUACAAGCAAAGCUGCAAAAAGUUGGAUCUACGGGUCCAGGCUUUCAGAGAACUCCAGAACUCAGUGCGGGAAGGAGUGCUUUUGUUUCGAGCAUUAUUAGAGGAAAUCAAAACCAAUGCUGAAAAGGAGAAGACAGCCAUAGAGACUCUCUGUACAGAACUGCUAGCCAAGAUUGAAGACACCAAAGCCAUACUCCUCCAGAAAGUUUGCACUGAGUACACCAACAAAGAGGCAACAUUCCACUCGCAGCUCAAGUCUCUCUCAGCCCUGCUGCCCACUCUACAGCUGCACCUCGUCAUAUCCAGCGCUAUCUCCGGCUCGGCCAACAAGUUUGAGUUCCUCGACCUGACUUAUGUGCUGAUGGACAGGCUCAAGUCGAUCGUGCAGAAGCAGCACCCGCUGCACCCCACCCAGAGCGGCCAGAUCGACACCUCACACAAGACAGAGUUCUUCAAGAGUUUGGAGCCUCUUUUGUAUGUUCCUUUGCAGCGGAAUGUCCUUGCACCUUCAGUACAAACCAACAGCGUGACUGCGGUAACCACGGCGACCAGCUGCCCCGGCAGUCCCCUCGCUCACCGGGUCACGCCCAACCACACACGCCGAGCCAACGGCCUCAACGGGGCAAAGGUCAAGUUCAUCGACGCCAAAGGCUCCUUCGCCGAACACUGCCGCGAGUUUGAGAAUGCGCACAGGGACCUGAUGCAGCGCUUCGAGCAGAUGAAGGUCCAGUGCCAGGAAUUGCAGCGAGACCUGACGAUGCGGCGGUGCCUGGCCAACAAGGAGGAGGUGAUGGGGCUCAGCAACAACAUAGAGCUUGUUCAAGGUCAGCUGGACACGCACUACAGCACCCUGGAGGGGAAGCUGCCCAUGCUGGAGAAGCAUUGGGAGGAAAGUCUGGAGAGAAUCAACAAUGAGCAGGAUCUGUUCCAUGCCCAGCUGCAGGACGUGAUGCGUCUGAAGCAUGAGAGCCAACACCUGCGGGUCAUCGCCUCCCAGCUCACCUCCUUCGUCUCCUCCAUCGCAGCUGUCACGGAGAGGCUGGCUCCCAAGUUGGGUCAGACGUCCCAGAGCUCGGAGCAGGACAUGCAGAUGGCGUCACUGCUGGAGGAGAUCAACGCUGUCCAGCCAGACAGUCAGCAGAGAGUUGAUGCGAUUCGUGGUGCAGAGGAAGAAAGACAGACGAUUUUAGCCAGCCGCACGAAUCCUCUAGACGAUGAGUUGAUUAAGACCAAAGGCCUCUUGCGGGCUCCCUCCCUUCGCGACAAGAAAGGAGAGAGGAGGAGGAGAGAGAAGGAGCCUGCGGAAAAGGCGGAGGUGUCGAUGGACAGAGAGCGAGACGGGGAGAAUGGAAGCCCAAAGACGUCUUCUCCUCCCUCAACGUGCGAGUCUUGUGCCGCAACUGAGGUGGAGGUCAAGGCCUCGGGGGGUCAACAGGGGGAAGUUACUCUGGAAACCGCCAGUGUUGAGAUGCCGGACAUAUGCACGGAAUCGCCUCCCUCGAAGCAAUGCGAAAACGGGGAGGUGGAUGCGUACGUGGUCUUAACGCUAGAGAAAGAUUCCGGUGUGCAGUCAAAAACAAAUGACUCUGUCACAGAAGACAAAGCGAGGAUUAGUGUGGUGGAAGAUGUAGAGAUUCCAACUGUACGAGAAGAGAAAAGGAAUAGAGGAACGGACAAAGACGCAGAGAUUCCAACGCUGAGAGAAGAGAAAAGAGAGAAAAGGAACAGAGGAACGGACAAAGACGCAGAGAUUCCGACGCUGAGGGAAGAGAAAAGAGAGAAAAGGAACAGAGGAACGGACAAAACCCAAGGAGGCGGGGGAGGUUGUGGGGAUGCGUCUUUGAGAACUUCGACGGACGUGGAUAGUGAGGUCAUUCGCAACCUUCUCAAGGACAUUGAGAAUGUGAGAAAACGAGAUUCGUUGUCCUCCCCGAAGCGACUAGCACAAGGCGGAGAUUGUUGUUAAAGGCUGGGCCCUCCACAUGUUUGAGUUGUUGCACUUUUCUCAUAUGUUUCUUCAAAACGGGUACUAAAAUGUUUUUUAAAAUGCAGGUCAAAUUAAUGCAAAUCUACUUUCCAAAGCCAGUGUCUUAUGUCAAAAACACAGAUCACGGCGUUGUGAUAUGAUCUUCUCGAAUAUUUCUACUAGGGUAAUUCGCAAUAAGUCUCUGAUUUAUGUUAAUCUGUUUGUAAGUUUAUAUUUUUUAUAAAUGGCCAUUUUCUGGGUUCUUCAGGCUGCUGAUAAAGUAGGUAGUUGUAUUUGAGGGGGGGAAAUCUGUCUUUACUGUUUGACAUUAUGAACUGUUGAAUGAACUGUUGUUUUAUCUGCUGCGCUGAUAAUGUAUUCCUGUUUUAGUCAGACGGCCAUCAGUGCAGAUUUUUGGCAUCUGUGAUGUAGCGGUUAGGCGCAAGCAUCGUGGAAGAAUCUGUUUUUUGGCCUCUGUUGUAUUCCCGAUUUAUUUGAGAAUUCAAAGUCUCCGUAGUGAGACUAGUAGUUGUUUUCUGUAAGUAUGGAUGGUGCAGGGUUGUGGGUUACAGUGAGCCAUGUUAGCACAGGUUAUCUAGUCAAAGCACAACUAUAUCAUGGGGCGACGUGGCGGAGGGGUGUACAGUAGCUCUGUAGUGUGUGUUUUCUGCAGCUCCACAGUGUCAAAUGUGAGGGGAGCUGGAAAAAAAUGAGUUACUCUUUUUGGCGCUGGCAAAAUGGCAUAACUCAAGAGCUGUGCCAGACUGCUAUUAUUAGCCUUUUAUUUUAUUUUGGUGGUACUGUAUAUCAAUCUUUUGGGAAAACCUAAACAAAAA